GUUCAUCUUACUCUUUUGUUGUUUAAAUUUUCUUCAUUUUUCUUCAUCCCAUCAUAUUUUUUUUUCAACAAAUAGUAGAUCGAAUCCAUGGUGGGGUUUUCUGGGAAUAGAAAUUGUGGGUUGUACUUUCCCUGGAACUGGUUUUAAAACAUGUUUGUUCAAUAUAGGAUUCAGUUCGACACUACUGUUCCUCUUUCUUCUCCAAAUUCAUCGGAAUUCACUGUUCAAAUUAGGCCUCUUUGUAGAAUCUGCUUUGUUCUAUUUUAAUGAUUUGUGAUUAUUAAAGCAGGAAAUUUCUCUCUCUAGGGUUCUUGUUUUGGGGGAAGGGAAUGCAUUAUGUAGGUUUUUAAUGAGUGAGCUGAAACUCGUGUUUGAAAACAUGGAAAUUUAAGAUCAUUGUGGAAGGUUCUGGGUGAUGGCUGUAAGUGCUGAGGGAGAGACUAUGGCUGUGGAUGCUGCACCAAGGAGGCCCCGAAUUCUGCUUGCUGCUAGUGGGAGUGUUGCUGCUGUCAAAUUUGCAAAUCUGUGUCAUUGUUUCUCUGAAUGGGCAGAUGUAAGAGCAGUUGCCACAAAUGCAUCUUUGCAUUUCAUUGAUAGAGCUUCAAUGCCAAAGGAUGUAACUUUAUACACUGAUGACAAUGAAUGGUCUAGUUGGAUGAAACUUGGUGAUAAUGUGCUUCACAUUGAGCUCCGCAAAUGGGCUGAUAUCAUGGUCAUUGCUCCAUUAUCAGCAAACACCCUUGGCAAGAUUGCUGGAGGGUUGUGUGACAAUCUACUGACAUGCAUUGUGCGAGCCUGGGACUACAGCAAGCCAUUUUUUGUUGCACCAGCCAUGAACACUCUUAUGUGGAACAAUCCUUUCACCGAGCGGCAUCUCAUCGCCAUUGAUGAGCUUGGAAUUUCUCUCAUCCCACCUGUUACAAAGAGGUUAGCUUGUGGAGAUUAUGGCAAUGGUGCCAUGGCUGAACCCUCUACCAUUUACUCAACUGUAAGGCUCUUCUAUGAGUCAAAGGCUCAGCAAGGAUCGGAGUUCGAAACACAUGAUUGGCAGAAGAUGUGAGUCUCAUGGCCUAUAUCAUCUCAGUCCUUCUCCACAUGUUGGCGUAAUCAUGGAGUCACCAUCCCUUCUUCAUGCUCAGUUAGGUUAUCUCAGUCUUGCCAAACUGCAACAACUUGUUCCGAGUCUGUCGAAAUUAUUAAGUUUGUCGUGUGAGUUUUGUCAGUUAGGUAAACAUACUCGUAGUUCCUUUCCUCGUAGUGUUUCACAACGAGCGUAAUCCCCAUUUUCAUUGGUUCAUUCUGAUAUUUGGGGACCUAGUCAUGUUAAGUCAACUUUAGGAUUUCAGUAUUUU
This is a messenger RNA of Vigna angularis (adzuki bean), 1352 nucleotides long. RefSeq names its product probable phosphopantothenoylcysteine decarboxylase. The transcript has 4 exons. The coding region runs from base 416 to 1060 and encodes 214 amino acids. Gene Ontology annotation, biological process: coenzyme A biosynthetic process. Gene Ontology annotation, cellular component: phosphopantothenoylcysteine decarboxylase complex. Lineage: Eukaryota; Viridiplantae; Streptophyta; Magnoliopsida; Fabales; Fabaceae. The record is from RefSeq and is a predicted model, not a curated record. Gene Ontology annotation, molecular function: FMN binding; phosphopantothenoylcysteine decarboxylase activity.